CAGUGUUUUGCACCACGUAGGGUCGACUAAGGCCUGACAAGUGUCACUUCUCUUUCAUACGUCUUCUUUCAACGUCACCGCUGUCAAGCUGCCAUUUUUCAGUGUAUAUGUUUUGUGGUUAGAAGUGUACGUCUUUCUAUGAAUAAAAUACUGAAAUUGAAGUAGAAAUAGGGUCCAAACAAACUCGAAAUUCUAGAUAGUCCCCUGUACCCCUAGCCAAGCUCAGGUCGUUGUUGUUUCGGAUAAUAGAAUAAGUAUAUAACUUUGUAGUCAUACCUGGUAACAACCCACAGCUGAGCCCUUUUGAUGAGGGUAAGUUAGCAGCUUACCUACGUUCUACGAAAACAUGGAAACAAAAAGGAAAAUCACGUGUGGAUCAAAUGUGUUAAAUAGUAAAAGAAUUGAAUACAUCAAGCCUGAAAAUAUUCCAAUAGGUACUGAAGAUGUUUAUAUUAAAGAGGAGAUUGGCAUAGACUCUAAUAGUAUGAAUACUGAACAAAUCAAGACUGAAAAUAAUGAUGUAGGCAGAAGAGUUGGGGAAACAUUUGACACAAAGGGAGAAGAAUGUUCGGUCAAAAUUGAAGAUAUGGAAACAGACAGUUAUGGUGAUGAGAAAUUCUUCAAAGAUAAAGAAUCACUCCAGCUUACAGAAGAACUGGACAUCAAGCCUGACAUCAAUGCAAGUACAGAUGUGACAGCUAGGAUAGCUUCAGAAAUGGUUCCAAAGAAACGUCAAGGAGUAAUAGAUCAGACAUCACUUCUGAAGGUAUUCAGUUGCUACAAGUGUAAUUUUGUCUGUCUUCAAAUGACGGAUAUGUCUCGGCACAUGGACAGUCACUUGAAAAAUCCUAUUCGAAAAGUUCCGUUUAUAACGCGCAUAACAGAUGAUAACUACAUAAUCAAAGAUCAUGAUUAUCUGAAAGAGUUUCCGCAUGAGAUGUGGUCCAGUGGACACGUCAGAUGUUUGAAAUGUAAUUCAACAUACAGAAAUAAAAUCUGGCUCGAUGACCAUAUUAUCAAAACGCAUCCAGAAUAUACGAAAACGAUUUCUUCAGCACUAAUGAAAUGUCGCGACUGUCCAUAUCAAACCACAAUUCAAGGCAACCUUUCCAGACAUACUUUAACUCAUGCGAGCAAACAUCGCUCUCCUGAGCAUGUUAGUUGUAGUCUGUGUAAUUUAAUUUAUAAAAGUAAAUUCUGGCUUGACGACCAUAUAAUUAAAAACCACCCAACGCUUAUCGGAACGAUCACUUGUAAAAUAUACGAUUGUACAAAUUGCAAGUUUCGAACUACUAUCAGUACGAAACUUUCAAAGCAUAUGGGGAAACACUCCGCCAGGCAUAAGCAAGGCUCCAAAGAUGUAUUGCAAAAUACCUGAGCAUAUACAGCAUUGAAAGGUUUAUGAACGCUACUAGAUAUAAAAUGUCGAUGCAUGUUACCGAUUAUCAAACGCCAAAGCGAAUGGUAUGAAAAAAUGUGAGCAUCUAAACGAGCAAUAUUUUUGUAGAAAUAUUUGGCUAUAACUACAACCAUCAUGACUAUAUUGCUCUUGAAUAUAAACUUGGCUGUAUUAUCUGCAAUAUACAAGGUGUUAGGGAAAUAAUAUUCGUAACUUUAUGAGGUGAUUCCUUGCAUUAUUCUAAGCAAAAAAGUUCAUUAUAACCUAUGUCCGAAAAUCAACCAUUUCGGAGCAAAAAAAAGUUGAACUUAUUUCUUUUUAGUCAUGAAGUAAAUUGAUUUUGCACCUUAAAUAGCGUAAAAUGUCUCUAACAAAAUAAUUUUCUUGCAUAUUAAAUACAAUUUUCCGAAGAAAAACAGACAAACAAAAUCCCUCACACAACUGGCAACGUCGUACUCCGUCUGCACUGCAUGUAUCAUCGCGUGUUGUGAUUACUAAUACAUUUAACUGUAACUUUAUGCGAUUUAUGGAUGUUGGUUUUUUCUUUUUUCGUGCAUCGCAUCCUUUCAAAUAAUCGUGGGAAUUGGUGGUAUGUAUCGCCACGUACCGGUAACUUUUCUCAUUUUUUUUUCAAGUAAAUGUACUGUACUAAAAGCGUUAUUAAAUAAAAAAUAUGUGCCACAAAAAAUUGCGUAAAAGUAUUCAAUAAUUCAAGGCAUAUUUUCAACAAAUAAAUCAUACAAACGUAAACAGUUCGAUGAAUCAGUUGCGUGAGCUCGUAUCGCGGUUGCGUUGCAGCGUUGCCAAAUGUUUGAGAAAAUUUAAUUAUUUAAGACUCACUUUCCUCGAAAACGAUUGAUUUUCGGACAUAAUAAACUUUUUUGCUUAGAAUAAUGCAAGGAAUUACCUCUUAAAGUUACGAAUAUUAUUUCCCUAACACGCUGUAUACAUACAUACACCUGUCAGGUUUUCUCAUCAGAAGGGCUACAAAUUUUGGCAAGAAUGGCUGAAGAAAUUGCACUCGUCCUGGCAGCUUACAUUACUUAUAUUAUUAUUAGCAUAAUUUUUGAAUGAACCUUGUUCCUAUUUGGACUAUACAAGCACUUUUUAGGGAGGAUUGUGAUAUCUGAUAACUCACUUUUCAACAAAAUCUUCAGAGCAUGUUCUUCAAAAAUAUCAUAUACAGUGAUUGGACGAUAAGGAGGUAUAAGUAUUUCUGGAGUCGUGUCUUUGGAAAGCUCUUACCGGACCGCCAGCAGUCUCAUUUUUCUAAGAUUUUCCAUGCAUAUGCUUUCAUUAAUGUCUUCCAAUUCACAGCAUUAUACUUGAAGUUUGUAGCCCUUAAAAUAGAUAUUUCAAAGUUAUUUUCCGGGAUAAAAGUAUCAUAUGUGCUAUCCUAUCCCUGUACCAAAUUUCAUCCAGAUCCGUUCAGACAUUUUGGCGUGAUUGAGCAAUAAACAUACACACUUUCUAAUUUAUAAUAUUAGCAGGGAUUAGCUAGGAUUCCGAGCGUUCGGCAAUGUCAACCAUGUGUUACAAUAUAGUCGGGCCAUAUAAAAAAUAUUGCCUUUUAGAAGCGCCAUAAUGAUGUUUUAUUAGUUUGUUAUUGUACUAUAAUUCAUGAUAAAAUUAUGUGCCUCUUAAUACAAUUUAAAUAAUUUUUCACUCUCCAAAACUUUGGCGUAAAUCUCGAUUAUUUUAGAGUUUUAUGUUCUCUUCCAGCUUUCCUAAAACUUGUAAUGAUUUGGACACUGAAUGUAUAAUCAUUGAUUAACGUAUUCUACAGCUAAUCUAAUGUCAUAUUCGCGCUUCCGAAAAAUUAUAAGAAAUAAACUGAACAACGGUCGUGUUACUUUCAACUACUACUACUUUGAAAAGACGACUGAGUAGCAGUGCCGCAAUUUAUGAUCUACAGACGUAGCCAACAGUUUUUAUUUUAGUUUUUCAUUCAUGCUAAUACAAAAAAUUGUUUACUAUGGUCACAACACAGAAGAAAAAACAUCGUCUAGCAUGAAAGCCACUUAGAUGGUACAUCACAUUUAAAAGUUUUGAACAAUCACUACACGUUAAAAUCAGUAUUUAGAAAAUCAUCAAUUUCAUAAUAGGCAUUUUGGAUCAAAUAAUCUCUUAUACGAAUCUUAAAAUCAUUUAAGGGCAGUAAUCUUAUCUUUAGUGGCAAUUUGAUAAAAAACUUAAUUGCCCAGAACUCCGGACCAUCUUGACACAGUCGCCAAUAUAUAGGGAUCAAAUUUCUCUCAAUUUUGAUUUUCAAUUUGGGUGUUUAUUUUUCUCGUAGAAAACACAAUACAAGAAUUGCAACAGUCGUUUUCCUGUUUUCUCUAAAACCAUACUGCUUUUCAGAAAAAAUUAUUAAUUGGUAAAAGCGAUAUUGGCCUGUAAUUCUUUGGAGUCUAGGAUUAUCUUUUUUUUUAAAUUUGUUUAACAAGUUCCAACAAUAUAUGGGCGACGGUUUUUCAGUUCAUAUUUCAUAGAGUAUAGAAUAAGUAAACCAAUGGUAUAAUGUAGCUUGUUAUUAUGAUUCUAUCAUUUGUAUAUACCUAAUACUUGAUCAAUCUGUAAAUUUCUACGUCUGUCAAUAUAUUUUUGUUAAGAUA
Molecule: messenger RNA, 4014 nt
Organism: Acanthoscelides obtectus
Lineage: Eukaryota; Metazoa; Arthropoda; Insecta; Coleoptera; Chrysomelidae
Source: the annotation of a GenBank genome assembly